Molecule: messenger RNA, 1316 nt
Organism: Lacerta agilis (Sand lizard)
Lineage: Eukaryota; Metazoa; Chordata; Lepidosauria; Squamata; Lacertidae
Gene: CLDN3
Product: claudin 3
Exons: 1
Coding region: 98-745 (215 amino acids)
Biological process (GO): bicellular tight junction assembly; cell adhesion
Cellular component (GO): bicellular tight junction; plasma membrane
Molecular function (GO): structural molecule activity
Source: RefSeq, a predicted model, not a curated record
UGGGCUCCUCAAAGGCUCUGCCUGAAACCAAGAGAGCAACAGGCCGCCACCGCAACACUGUGCUUGGAGAAACAGCGACUGACUCGGGAGCAGCAACAUGUCGAUGGGCCUGGAGAUCGGGGGCAUCUCCCUCUCUUUCUUGGGCUGGGUGGGCUGCAUCUUGUGCUGCGGGCUGCCCAUGUGGAGAGUCACCGCCUUCCUCGGCUACAACAUCGUCACCUCUCAGUUCACCUGGGAGGGCCUGUGGAUGAACUGCGUGGUCCAGAGCACCGGCCAGAUGCAAUGCAAGGUCUACGACUCCAUGCUGGCUUUGGGGGCGGACAUCCAAGCCGCCCGAGCCCUGAUAGUCAUCGCCAUUGUCCUUGGGGCAUUCGGGGUGCUCCUCUUUCUUACCGGGGCUCAGUGCACCCGCUGCAUCGAGGAAGAGUCCGUAAAGGCCAAAGUCACCAUUGUCUCCGGAGUGAUCUUCCUGCUGGCCGGCAUCGUGACCCUCAUCCCGGUCUGCUGGUCGGCCAACAGAAUCAUCCGUGAAUUCUACAACGUCUUGGUUCCCGAACCCCAGAAGCGAGAGCUGGGAGCGGCUCUCUACAUCGGCUGGGCAGCUUCCGCCUUGUAUCUCUUUGGGGGCGCCUUGCUCUGCUGCUCCUGCCCCCCCAAGGAGGACAAGUACAGACCCACGAAUGUGGCCUACACUGCAGCACCCAGGUCAGUAGCGACCAGCUACGACAAGAAGAACUAUGUGUGAAGUGGGAGGGCAGCCCUGUUCGAGGGUGAAGUUUGAGGUGCCCACCGGGACUCUCCUGACCUUCACCUUUGCUUCCUCCAGGAAAGAGCAGCUGCUGAGAGGGAGAAUAGAUGUCCAGAGACAUUGCUCAGCUUGCCCUUUAGGGACCGGACUUGCGCCUGAGGACAUGAAAGACGUCCUCGGGAGAGGAAUGGACUUGGCUACCUCCAUUGACCUCUCCUUUUGUGUGUGGAUGUUUUUUGCCUUUGAGCUGAACACUCCUUGCUUCCCUUGUUGGACUUCAACCCAACACUUGGCAGACUGAACCCCCAAACCCCAUGGCUCAAACUUUGCCUCUCAUCCCCUUCGAGCCCAGCAUGGGGCCAGGGCAUAACCGCCAACGGUUUGUAUAGGCCUGGGAGAUUCCUAGCAGAUGGCCUGCCUCAUGCCAUUCCACCCUUGUGUUAGGCGUCCAUUUUCUCUCCCAUGGAUUGUUUUGUGUGGGUUUGGGUUUUUUUGUUUUCCAUGGAGGGGUAACCUGAGAAACCAAUCAAGGGGUGGGGGAGGGCUGUGAUAAUUUUCUGGCGCAGAA